Molecule: messenger RNA, 1120 nt
Organism: Sabethes cyaneus
Lineage: Eukaryota; Metazoa; Arthropoda; Insecta; Diptera; Culicidae
Product: ubiquitin thioesterase otubain-like
Exons: 2
Coding region: 174-1013 (279 amino acids)
Biological process (GO): protein K48-linked deubiquitination
Cellular component (GO): nucleus
Molecular function (GO): ubiquitin binding; cysteine-type deubiquitinase activity
Source: RefSeq, a predicted model, not a curated record
UGAGAAAAAUGUCGGCUUGGUGGAAAGUUUAGAUCAUUUCAGUGGAAAAAAGCAAUUAACGCGACAACUUAUCCUACUUUGGAGCUGUGCUUCUCUUCCGUGCGAUAAGCCAGGUUGAUACCUUUGCAGGGAUCGUGAAGGUUUGCACCAGCGGUGCUAAUUCCGUAGAAGCGAUGAGCCAUUCCGAUAGUACAGACACAACCAGCAGCAGCAGCACUGGUAACGCCAAGCCGGAGGAAAACCAGGACGAGCUCAUCAUCAAACAACAAAGAGAAAUCGAACAGGAGAUUGCCUAUUCGAAUCCGCUAGUUGGGGAUUCGCAGGCCAUCAUUAGCUUGAGCUCCGAGUAUCUGGACGAUGCAGUUUACAUUUCAAAGGUCAAGGAUCUGUCCUCGAAGUAUCGUGCAAUUCGUCGUACACGUCCAGAUGGGAAUUGCUUCUUUCGUGCGUUUGCCUACGCGUAUCUGGAGUAUUUAGUGCGAAACAAAGAUGAAUUUAGUAAGUUCUACGAAUAUGCUGCGAAGUCAAGAGAACGUCUGACAGAGGCGGGUUUCCCACGAUUUACGAUCGAAGAUUUCUACGAAACCUUCAUGGAAGUGAUCAACAAGGUAAAGCCGGUUGGUGAUGACACGGCAGGAGCACUGGCUGAGCUGCAUAAGCUGUUUAAUGAGCAGGGUUAUUCGGAUUACGUUGUUGUUUAUAUGCGCUUAAUAACUUCUAGCCACCUGCAGGAACGGGCAGAUUUCUACCAGAAUUUUAUUGACGGCAACUACACGAUUGUAGAGUUUUGCCACCAAGAGGUGGAACCGAUGUACAAGGAAUCGGAUCACAUUCAUAUUAUUGCGAUCUGCUCUGCUCUGGAUGCUGGAGUGCGUGUCGAGUACAUGGACCGUGGCGAUGGUGAUCAAGUUAUUGCUCAUGAUUUUCCGGACGGCUGUAAGCCCAACGUGUUUUUGCUCUACCGUCCCGGACACUAUGAUAUUCUCUACCCCAACAAAGAGCUGCAACAGUGAAGCGACUUUUUCCGACUCUUUAAUACACUCUAUUCAACCUUGAAGAUCUUAACCGCUAGUAGAUCCUCACAUUAAAUUACAAGUUCAAAUCAAAUAAAAGAUGUAGA